GCGGCUGCGGGUGGCUGCGAGCGGCGGGGUUAAGUGCGUCGCCGCCUCCGCCCCCGCCUAGGAGCUAGCAGAGAACGUUGAACCCGCAUCUAGGACUUUCAGCGGCGUUCGCACGCCAUGGGCCUCCGCCCCUGCCGCGCAUCGCUGCUGCCUGGUGGCCUGCUGUUCCUCUUGCUGCUGCUAAUGUUGCUGGCGGACCCAGCGCAACCGGCCCGACGUCAUCCCCCGGUGGUGCUGGUGCCUGGUGAUUUGGGCAACCAGCUGGAGGCAAAGCUGGACAAGCCAACGGUGGUGCAUUACCUCUGCUCCAAGAGGACUGACAGCUACUUCACACUCUGGCUGAACCUUGAACUGCUGCUGCCCGUCAUCAUUGACUGCUGGAUCGACAAUAUCAGGCUGGUUUACAACAGAACAUCCAGAGCCACCCAGUCUCCUGAUGGAGUGGAUGUGCGUGUCCCUGGCUUUGGGAAGACCUUUUCUUUGGAGUUCCUGGACCCUAGCAAAAGCAGUGUGGGUUCCUAUUUCCACACCAUGGUGGAGAGCCUUGUAGGUUGGGGUUAUACACGGGGUGAGGAUGUCCGAGGGGCCCCGUAUGACUGGCGCCGAGCCCCAAAUGAAAACGGGCCCUACUUCCUGGCCCUCCGCGAGAUGAUCGAGGAGAUGUACCAGCUGUAUGGGGGCCCCGUGGUGCUGGUUGCCCACAGCAUGGGCAACAUGUACACACUCUACUUUCUGCAGCGGCAGCCACAGGCCUGGAAAGACAAGUAUAUCCGUGCCUUCGUGGCACUGGGCGCGCCCUGGGGGGGCGUGGCCAAGACCCUCCGUGUCUUGGCUUCAGGAGAUAAUAACCGGAUCCCAGUCAUCGGGCCCCUGAAGAUCCGGGAGCAGCAGCGGUCUGCUGUCUCUACUAGUUGGCUGCUGCCCUACAACUAUAGCUGGUCACCUGAAAAGGUGUUUGUGCACACACCUACGAUCAACUACACACUGCGUGACUAUCGCAGGUUCUUCCAGGACAUUGGCUUUGAAGAUGGCUGGCUCAUGCGGCAGGACACAGAGGCUCUGGUUGAAGCCAUGGUGCCACCUGGUGUGCGGCUACACUGCCUCUAUGGCACAGGGGUUCCCACACCAGAUUCCUUCUACUAUGACAGCUUCCCUGACCGUGACCCUAAAAUCUGCUUUGGCGAUGGUGAUGGCACUGUGAACUUGCAGAGUGCCCUGCAGUGCUGGGCCUGGCGCAGCCACCAGGAGCAAGAGGUGUCAUUGCAGGAGCUGCCAGGUAGUGAGCACAUCGAGAUGCUGGCCAAUGCCACUACCCUGGCCUAUCUGAAACACGUGCUUCUUGGGCCCUGAUUCUUGUAUUAGGCAGGGCUACUAGAUGGCUUGGCCACAGGGCCUCUUUUGGCCUCUGGGUCAAUUAUGGCCAGAAAAUUUAGCAAAGUUUGUGAUGAACCAUUCAAGGCCCUAGGUUUUGGGCUAUGAAGUAUCUGCCACAGAGAAGUGCUAUUUAUCCUUCUGUGACAGUGAAGACAGAAGAAAUCAGAGUCUGGACUCAAGGGACCCUUGACAGAAGGAAUGCUGCUGAUGGUGGAAUUGUGACCUCAGGACUGGCUCUGUAAGGUGGAUUGGCCGGCCCCUGGCCCCAAUCCCCAGCCAGGGCCAUGUGUUCCUCCUAUUCCUAUGGCCUUUUCACGAUCACCCAUUGGGCCCUGGCUCCUCAGCCUUCCUAUGAGGGAUAUUACUAUGUUGUGGUCUUAUCCUCAAAGGUCCCAGGGAUGGGCUUCUGGCUCCUUGGGUGACCCUUUCCACAUGCUGGCCACAGGUAGGCCUGCCACUUGCCAUGGGUAGCUGGAACUGCUGGCUUCCCUGUGUCUUCCUGGGGGGCAUCCAAGUAUCCCCUGCAGGCAGGGACAGUUAAUUGUAUUCUUUAUGGUUUCUAGCCCCUGGGACAUUGACUCCACUCCUACCUCCCUCACCUUCAAGAGCAGUUUAGCUCUGGAUUCGGUAACAGAUGGGCCUCUAGUUCUGGAGGCCAUGUCCCAGGAGCCCUGAUCUCCUCAGUUGUGCUGUUGACCCAGUAUUAAAGCUACCUGCCUUCACCCUGGGAUUGCAGUUCAAGGAUGAGGGCAGAGGCCAGUGCCAUGGCCUUCUAGGUACCUGUGAAGAAAAGGAAUUCAAGGAAACAGUCAAGGUUGCUCAUAGUUACCCCGAGCUGCCCACUUGCUAACCCCACUAUCACACUGCCACUCUGCCCUAGGGUCUCUCUAGUACCCAAGUGGGUUGGCUUGGGACUGAGAGGUGUUGAGGCGCCUGCCCAGUCCCUGCUCCCACCAGGCAGCUAAGUAGUAUUUGGUCUGCAGGGACCAGUUCAGAAACUUGAGUAGGCUGCCGAAAGAGCAGGUACCCUAAGGCCUUCCCUCUGGGUUUUCUGUCUGUCCAGGGAUGCUGUAUGGGGUCUCCGUGUGACAGCUGUCUGGGCCUUCCCUGGUAGCAGUGGACUUCAAGUAGGCAACUGGCUAUAGUCUAAUAGUUGGGUUCAGCCUCUAGGUUGGGGUCCCAAAGCCACACUUAGGCUGGACUGAGUUGUCCCACAAGGUUUCUGUGGAGCUGGAUUUUCUCUGUUUCGUACAUACCUGGCAUCUGUCUCUUCCUUUGUUCCUGAGUUGUGGGCCCUGCAGGAGGCUGGCUCUGAGUGGGCUGUACCUCGAUUCUGGCAAUAAAAGUAUUUUGGAUGCUGUAA
Molecule: messenger RNA, 2737 nt
Organism: Otolemur garnettii (small-eared galago)
Lineage: Eukaryota; Metazoa; Chordata; Mammalia; Primates; Galagidae
Gene: PLA2G15
Product: phospholipase A2 group XV
Exons: 6
Coding region: 118-1350 (410 amino acids)
Biological process (GO): phosphatidylcholine metabolic process; ceramide metabolic process
Cellular component (GO): lysosome
Source: RefSeq, a predicted model, not a curated record